GAAGCUAGUUUUGGGGAUUCCCUUGUCAAACCAUAGAAACAACAUUUGCCAAAAAGUGGGUCAGCCUUUUGAGUUUGUAGAUCUACCAAAGCUAUAGCUAGCUGUGAUGUGCUGUAGCUGUGAGAGGGUGAUCAAGUGGGGCUCUGUGCUACUGGUGGUUGGGGCACUGUUUGUUGGAGGAGUCAGAUUCUGGCUGGAGGAGAAGUCCUAUGUGUUCUCUGCUGACAAAAUGGCCAGACUCACCAAUGAAGUGCUCAAUACCUCUAUAGGUAAAGGCCACAAUGAGACUUUCAGGGCUGUGGAGGAAUUGCUACGAGAACGAUAUCCUGAUCACAUCCUUCCCUCCUCUCAGACUGAGUGGAUAUUCGUGAAUGCGGGAGGAUGGAUGGGAGCCAUGUACCUGCUCCAUGCCAGCCUUACGGAGUAUGUGCUUUUCUUUGGGACUGUUAUAGAUACUUCAGGCCACUCAGGACGGUACUGGGCUGAGAUAUCCGACACCAUCAUUGCUGGCAAGUUCGUCCAAUGGAAGGAGGGAACUACAGAAGUGAAUGUAUAUUACGCUGGAGACACAGUGCUACAUGGUGUAGGGGAGACCACAGCAGUACAGUGGACCGCCCCCUUCUGGGCCGUUGAAUAUGGGCGUGGCUUUAUCCCGUCCACACUAGGAUUUGCACUGUCUGACUCUUUGUUUAGCACACAAGACUUUGUUAUCAUCUAUAAAACUUUUAAAAUUUACACAAUAGCCAUCGUACAUGGAUGGUUUCAUAGCUUACAGCAGUUGCUGAUGUUUUGAACGUAAUCAUUUUUUGGGGAACAUAAAAUAUUUUGAAAUUGAUCAAGAAUAAUGA
Messenger RNA from Halichondria panicea, 848 nucleotides. RefSeq names its product sigma non-opioid intracellular receptor 1-like. The record is from RefSeq and is a predicted model, not a curated record. Gene Ontology annotation, cellular component: endoplasmic reticulum. The coding region runs from base 107 to 793 and encodes 228 amino acids. Lineage: Eukaryota; Metazoa; Porifera; Demospongiae; Suberitida; Halichondriidae. The transcript is spliced from 3 exons.